GAAACUCAUUAUUGUUUUGUUUUCAACUUGCAUUAGUAGAAUCACACACUUAACUUGCUUGGCCUCGGUUUGCGUGCCAAUCCGAUGGACCUACCCAGUAGUCGCACAAAUUCCUGUAGGCUGUACUACCCUAAUUCUUUGUCGCUCCACUCUUGUGGUACCUCGGUAUCCGUGCUCUCUGAGCGCGUAUACCUAAUACCUCAUAUACACCGUUGAUUGUCGAAAAAUUGGGAAAUGGGUUUGAGAAGCCUUGAAAACCCGACAUAUGGUGUCGGUGUGUUUAAAAAUAAAAUGAAUUGUGAAAACUCGCGAUGCGGGGGUGGUGCCUGCGUGGCGCUGUCCCGUAUUCGCAUAUAAGGACCGAUUCCUGUGUGAAACUCAUCAAGCAUAACAAAGUGCAACCACAAGGUGGUAUGGGACACCCUAGCUAAGUAACUAGUCGGUUCAGGGAAACCUCGCAUGCCAAUAGUUGGGAACGCCGGGGCGGGGUCAGUUGGAGCCAACCCGGGUUCCUGGUAAGGCAAGAACGCGAAGCUUGCCAGAUUACCGAUCAAGGUGGUUGGAGUUUGAUUUGUGAAAACUAAAAUGGCCUAUAUUUAUGUGAGGAUUUGAUUCUUCUAUGUGGCAUGAGGUAACCCUGGGUCGGCUUGGGAAAGGCUUUGUUGCGAACCUCCGAUACCGAUGGGUGUUUGGAAUAAGUUCGUAUCUUAUGGGUAAAGUGUACCCCUCUGCAGAGGUUAACUUACUGUUCGAACAGCCGUGCCCACGGUAAUGGGCGGAUGUAAGGUGGUUCCCGUUGCGUAGAUUUGUUUGCUUGUGCUUGGUGAAAAGUUGUUGUGGUGUGGGAAUCGUAACCAGAAUCAGCCUAUGUGGCAGAUGGAUGACCUGAGUGGUCAGAAACGAAUCUAUGUGAUUCGGGAUGUCUGCGGGCAUCAUAGACUAGGCUUCCCGAGUGGAAGCGGAUUGUUGUGCUGCUGGGCAGCUGGACUCUGGGAGUCCAAGAAAAUGAAAAAGGCUCUGGGAGCCGAUUUAAUCAAGUGAAAUGGCUCUGGGAGCCGAGAAGUAAUGAUCUGACCCGGGAGGUUGGUACAUUAUCAAUUGAGUUGUUGAAAUUUGAUACGCAAGUCUCUUUUCGACCCGAACUUAAAAAGAAAUAAAUCACUUAGUGAUUUCAAAAUGAUUUCAAACAAAAGAUUUACCAAAACAACCUUGCCUCUCUUCCAAGCUUGCAUCAAACACCUAAAUUCCCGUGACUUGCUGAGUACGAAAGUACUCACCCUUGCUCUAUAUAAAUAUAUAUAGUUCCUCCGCCCUGAAGAGAAGAUAAAGUGAAGUGAAGAUUAGGGUUUCGUCCUGGUUCCCAGCCGUCGCCUGUGGUGUUGGGUGUUAGUCCGUUGGUUCCGCUGCUGCUGCUGUUGUUGGUGUUUUCCUCGUCCGCGUCGUCGGUUGCAUUCUCGGGCUGUUCUGAGCUGCAACCUAAGUUAAGGUAAAUAAGUCCUUUAUUUAUUUUAAGGAUUGCAAUGAUUCAUAUUUUUCAUCGUGGGUACCAGCACUAUGUCCUGGGACUGGUACUGUAAUCGCGGAUUCGUAAGAAGCGGUUCACGCCGUUUUUUCUACGACACGCUCCUGUCAGGUGCCGUUGUAUGGCAGUGCCGAAUUGGGGUGUGACAAUAAUCUACUGAACAGUCUAUCAAAUGGACAUGAUCUUUGCACCACCAAACCUACUAUGUGGCAUCCACAAUUCGACAUGCCACCUCCCCUCCAAGCGGCCGUACUCGAUUCAUUUUUGCUUAAUAUCAUAUCACACAUUAAAUAUUCUCUCUAUCAAAAAAAAGUCGAACUCUAGGGAUGAAUUUAAACAUGGUAAUGCAUCCCUAGAGUUGGACUCAUUUCGAGAUAUAGGGAGUAGUUUGGAAGUAAGUUGGAAUAAUAUACUUAAUUUAAAGUGCGAUGUGCAGGCUUAGUCCAUGGCGUGCACUAAUUGAGGCCCAAUCAUUUAUCCUCUUCAGAUUGCAUCAUGUACUGUGACGAGUUCUUUAACUUCAUCCGCGUUACGUUGAGAGUCAACUGUCGAGGUCAACGCUCGAUUCACCAUUUAGCAAAUCGCAUUCAAGUCAAUUUGCUGUUUCAGUCGUAUAUAGUGUGACAAAUCAGAUGCAACGCAACAUUAAUUAAUUAGCAAUUACUGAUAAUUAAUCACAGUAACUUUUUCAGCAGCAAAAAAAGUUUCAAAGCAUAGUCUACACUGUACACCAUAUUAUAUGACACCAACCAAACCGGCGAGCUUGCUGCGAGGCUGCAUGCCACAGAUGAAAGCUCCAUCGCGGCGACGACGACGACGACCGUGUCCAAGUCCACUCAUGCCUCGCCAUCUCUUCUACCCUACGCGAUUGCAUCUUGCAUCAAGAACUCGAUCGAUCUGAUAUAUAUUACUAUGAGCUAAGCUGCUAAUUAAGUUCUAGAUUUAAUUAGCAACAAUCAAUGGACGUGCCGUUCUUCCUCGCCUUCGCAAUCAUCGCGCUCCUGUCCAGGUACGUCCCCUUCGCGCUGCCGCCGAUGGCGCGGGACCUCCUCGCCGACAACUCCGCCGAGCCGGCGCGCGCCGCCAAGUGCGCGGUGUCGGUGGCCGUCGCCGGGCUGAUGCUGCUGGUGUCGCUGCAGUGCGGCGCCGGCGGCGAGCAGUACUGCCCCGACGUCAGGGUGGAGGGGAGGGCGCUGUGGCUCAACUGCGCGGCGCUCUUCCUCGGCAUGGUCGUCGGCGGCGUCGCGGUGGUGGUGAUGCCGCCGCUCGCCGCCGUGUCGCCGCUUGUCCAGGUGAUGGUCGAACACCUGACCAGGUUCACGGAGACCAUCGCGGUGACCGCGUUCGCGCAUGACUUCUGCAUCUUUAUCAAGCUCGUGAGGCUGAAACAAUGAGGCGAGGAACCGAAGGCCAUUUCUCCUUUGUUUUUCUUGAGGCUUUUUUAUUCACGUUGUAAAAAGAUUGAUGAACUUCAAUGCGAGAAUGGCAUUCAAUGUUCAUUUGCGUAUAUUAAUUAAAAUUUAAUUUAUUAUUUUUA
Molecule: messenger RNA, 3059 nt
Organism: Oryza sativa Japonica Group (Japanese rice)
Lineage: Eukaryota; Viridiplantae; Streptophyta; Magnoliopsida; Poales; Poaceae
Source: RefSeq, a predicted model, not a curated record